Messenger RNA from Vanessa atalanta (red admiral), 1587 nucleotides. RefSeq names its product myrosinase 1-like. Gene Ontology annotation, biological process: carbohydrate metabolic process. NCBI's taxonomy places the organism in Eukaryota, Metazoa, Arthropoda, Insecta, Lepidoptera, Nymphalidae. Bases 1 to 1587 code for a protein of 528 amino acids. The record is from RefSeq and is a predicted model, not a curated record. The transcript has 10 exons. Gene Ontology annotation, molecular function: beta-glucosidase activity.
AUGUAUUAUAGUGUGCUGUGGCGAGUAUCGCUGUGUAUCAACCUUAAAUUCCCUCCGAUAUUUAAAUUCGGAGCCGCCACGUCAUCAUAUCAAAUCGAAGGAGGCUGGGACGCUGAUGGUAAAGGUGAAAAUGUAUGGGAUAGAUUGGUGCACAGUAAUCCGGAAUUAUUUAGCAAAAAUGCAACGGGUGAUAUUGCGGCCGAUUCCUUCCACAAAUGGCGCGAAGAUGUUAAAAUUGCAGCCGAACUGGGUCUACAGUUUUAUCGAUUUUCCAUAAACUGGGCUCGCAUACUCCCAACUGGUUUUCCCAAUAAGAUCAACAAAGCUGGAGCGAAAUAUUACAGCGACCUCAUCGAUGCCCUCCUCGAUGAGGGCAUUGAACCGGUUAUAACGUUGUACCACUGGGAAUUGCCAGUGAAAAUUCAAGAUCUGGGUGGAUGGACAAAUCCUCUGAUUGUUAACUGGUUCGGAGACUAUGCGAGGGUCGUGUACUCUCUGUACGCUGAUCGCAUCAAGACUUGGCUGACCAUAAACGAAGCAAUCGUCGUAUGCGAUUAUGGAUACAAUACUGGAGUAUUUGCACCGAAGGUCAAGGAGCAAAUAUUUGCUCCAAAUUUGUGCAAUAAACAUGCAUUGUUAGCUCACGCUAAGGCUUAUCGGAUAUACGAGACGGAGUUUAGGUCGAAGUUUAAUGGAAGAAUAUCCCUCGCGAACAACUUAAUAUGGAUAGAACCUCGUACGCCUAAAGACGAGGAACUAGCCAAGCUGGGCAGAGAAUACAUGGUGGGUCGGUUUGCUCAUGCAAUAUUUUCCAAAAAUGGCGGCUGGCCACCUUCUAUUGAGAAGGUUAUGUUAGAAAAAAGUCUAGCGCAAGGGUUUACUCACUCCAGGCUUCCUGCCUUCACUGAAGAGGAAAAGGAAUUCAUCAAAGGAACAGCUGAUUUCUUAGCCAUGAACUAUUACACCACGUACACGAUCAGACCGGGGAAGAAAAGAGAAAUUACAGAACAUAUGUUCUUAAAAUCAAUACCCGACCUGGACGCGGUACUGGAGCCACCACCCAAUUCGUAUUAUGGAGUAUCCAGGAUAAUGCCGAUAUACCCUCAAGGCAUCAGGCGGCAGAUGGUGUGGUUGAAGAAACAGUAUGGUAACAUUGACAUCGUGAUCACGGAGAACGGUUAUUCCUCUAGAGGGCAGCUCGAUGACUAUAAUAGGAUUGACUACUACGAGAAGCACUUGGAACAGGUACAUUUAGCAAUGGAAGUCGACAAAAUAAAUAUUACGGGAUACGCGGUGUGGUCACUCAUUGACAACUUCGAGUGGUUAGACGGAUAUUCGUCAAAAUUUGGUAUAUACGAUGUCGACUUCGAAGAUCCUGGUCGUAGAAGAACACCUCGGGCUUCAGCACAUUUCUACGCAUGCGUAAUCAAAACCCGGGCACUUAAUAAUACUUGUUUGGAUAAGGACUUACUCGCUGAGACUCGGAGCGCCAAGCGAAGAAAUUCACGAAACAAAGCCGAAACUUUUGGAAGUGGCGUUUAUUUUGUAUUAAUCUUGUCGCUUGUGAAAUUUAUUUUGUUUUAUUAA